ACCUUGGACAAUAAAGCCAGCUGGUAUCACAGGACAUUCAACAUCAGUGGCUGUAGCACAAGCCUGCAAAAUAAAACUGAACUGUAACAUUCUGCACCUACAGUAGCAUUUAUUUUAGAAUAUGCAGCAGCUCGUAGCUUUGCCUAAAUAACACCAAGCUGAAACAGAGGAUCCCAAAGCAAAAAUACCAAAACAUACUGAGCCAGUUAAAAGUGAACCAGCAUUUAUAGAGGUUAAACACACAGGAUCAGUUUUAUUUAUAAUGAUAGAUUACUUCACCACCAGUCUGCUCACUACUGCUGUAAGAUGGCUUUAACAUCAAUAAUACUGUCACAAUAACUGAUCAAACCCAAUAAUUACAAACUUGAUCAGCCACAUAUCACUACAAGUCCUUCUCAGUGACUCACUUAUACAUUUGCAAACCACAGACGGCUGCAGUUUGGUGAAAACUUCAAUGACACAAAACUACUGUCACACGUUUAACUGUGGAAGUUUUCACAACAGACAUCAGAGACUUUUACAUAAAUAUGUUUCACAAGAUCCUCCUGCACAUCUUCUCAGUUAAUUACACAGAACAGUGGUUGCACCAUAGAAACACACACACACACACACACACACAUGUCCCUCCUGUCCAAUCCUGUCGCUCCUCGUCUGUAUAAAGGUUCGUCUCUCAGACGGAGCUUUCAUGUUCGAGCCAUGGUCUUCCUGUGGAUCCUCUCCUGCUUCGCCUUCGUUGGCGCCGCCUACGGUUGCGGCACUCCCGCCAUCCCCCCCGACAUCAGCAGUUACUCUGAUAUCGUGAACGGCAAGGAGGCGAAGCCUCACUCCUGGCCCUGGCAGGUGUCCGUGCAGAAAAGAAGUGGUUCCCACUACUGCGGAGGCUCCCUCAUCAACCAGAACUGGGUGGUAACCGCUGCUCACUGUUCCUUCAGGGAGUCUGACCUUGUGGUUCUCGGAGCACAUGACCUCCGCUCCUCCACCGAGGACGUCCAGGUGAUCGGGGUCGGCAAGGUGUUCACACAUCCCGACUACAACAAAACCAGGCCCUGGAACAACGACAUCCAGCUCAUCAAGCUGGCCAGCCCCGCCCAGAUAAACAGGCAUGUUUCAGCCGUGUGCGUGGCCGAGACCACAGACAAUUUCCCUGCAGGCACAAUGUGCAUGAUCACCGGCUGGGGCAAGACCAGCGGCAACGGUAAAACGGCCACCCGGCUGCAGCAGGCAGCCCUCCCCCUGCUGACCAAUAGUGAGUGCAGUCAAUUCAAACCCCCAAUCACCUCCAAUAUGAUCUGUGCCGGAGCCAACGGAACCUCCAGCUGCAACGGCGACUCUGGAGGUCCUCUGGUCUGUCAGAAGGCUGGUGCCUGGACUCUGGUUGGUGUCAUGUCCUUUGGAAUAAAAGGCUGCGAUACUAUGAAGUCUCGGGUGUACGUCCGCGUCACAGCACUGCGCGCCUGGAUAGACCGGACCAUCGCCGCCAACUGAGAGAGUUUCACUUGCUCAAAAUGAAGUUCAGCUAGCUUAGCUUAGCAUCAAGACUGGAAGGAGGAGAAAACAGCAAGCUUAGCUUAGCAUUAGACUGCAAGUAGGGGAAAACAGCUAUCUUAGCUUAGCAUAGGAGUGGAAGCAGGGGGAAACAGUUAGCUUAGCUUAGCAUAAAGACAAACAGACCACAUGUCAAAAGUUUAUUAAAGUAAGACGUCACCAGGAAAGUGACUUUAUUUUUAUUCUACAGAAAUCUGAAAGGCUUUCUCUGUUGAAGCAAUUAUAAAUAAAUAAACCUAUAAAAAUGUAUUUUCUUUGUUUUAACGAGACAUUUACAGUUUGUGUUUUCCCUUUAAUAAAGCAUCAAUCUUAUUA
This is a messenger RNA of Thunnus maccoyii (southern bluefin tuna), 1860 nucleotides long. RefSeq names its product chymotrypsinogen B-like. The transcript has 7 exons. Gene Ontology annotation, biological process: proteolysis. Gene Ontology annotation, molecular function: serine-type endopeptidase activity. Lineage: Eukaryota; Metazoa; Chordata; Actinopteri; Scombriformes; Scombridae. Bases 619 to 1485 code for a protein of 288 amino acids. The record is from RefSeq and is a predicted model, not a curated record.